Messenger RNA from Lolium perenne, 825 nucleotides. Lineage: Eukaryota; Viridiplantae; Streptophyta; Magnoliopsida; Poales; Poaceae. The record is from RefSeq and is a predicted model, not a curated record.
AUGUCUCCACCAGGUAAGGCGACUGAGCCGCCCCCCACGCCCCCCGCGCCACCGGCGUCUCCCUCGCCUCCUCCCACCACCGCCCCGACCUCCCCGACCGCUGGAGCACCCCGCUUCGCUCCCCAAGCGCCCUGGUUCCUCUCGGAGGAGAGGCGUCGCCUCCUCCACGCAUCUGCCCUCGUCUCCGAUCCAGAUCGAGAUCUGGUGCCGUCGCCGCCGAGCUCCACGCCUCCACGCUCGCCGGCCUCCGCCUCCUCCCUUGGCGAGGAGGUCCCAGACUUUGCCCCGUGCUCCGCCAAGGCCUCUCCUUCAAGCAUCGACACGUCUGCGGGGCUGGGCGGGCCCGACACGCUCAUCCCCUCCGCCCCGAUGGCUGCCAUUAAUGGUCCGCUGCUCCGCUCCAUCAUCGUAACUUCCCCGACCUACUCAAGUACUGCUGCUCUUCAUGCCACGUCCCCUCCCCUCCCCGCGCGGCGCCCCUGCUUCCCGACGCGACGGGCUAGGUCACUGUUCCGGACCGGCGCCGUCCACGACACGACGAGCAUUCAAGCGGCCCCUCACCCACCAUACGCGCAGCUCCCAGGCCGCGGCCACGGCGCUCCGCUUCAAAAGGCGCACGGAAGGCCUCUGAGCCCGUUGCCUGGCCUCUACUCAUCACCACCUCUCCUCAAGCUGCAGAGACAAGAUUACGUGCCUCUCCUGCAACCUCUGGGGGCACAAGGAACGCCACUGCCCCCUUCGUCAAGCUCACCGGGCCAUCAAGAAUCCUCGUUCUCGUCCACUGCCAAGGCCUCCUUCCUCUUCCCCCGCUGCCCCUGGUGCUAG